This is a messenger RNA of Oncorhynchus keta (chum salmon), 1434 nucleotides long. It is a transcript of the gene pxmp2, whose product is annotated as peroxisomal membrane protein 2. The record is from RefSeq and is a predicted model, not a curated record. Bases 159 to 743 code for a protein of 194 amino acids. The transcript is spliced from 5 exons. NCBI's taxonomy places the organism in Eukaryota, Metazoa, Chordata, Actinopteri, Salmoniformes, Salmonidae. Gene Ontology annotation, cellular component: membrane; cytoplasm.
CUUAAAAUUCUCUCGUUGGCCAGUACAUAGCAUCAGCAAUCCAGGGUUUAUAUACAUCAUUUAUCCAAACAUAUCUGUCAUCGGGCCAGACACAUCUGUACGGUGGUGGUCCUUCAAACACUAAACGUAUCGUCCAAUGCAACAUAUCUAGCGUGACAAUGCCUGUACAAAGUUUACCGAUUCGAGACUCUGCCUUCCAUGUGCGACUACUGCAUCAAUACUUGAUUCUGCUGAAGAAUUACCCCAUUCUUACCAAAUCUGUGACGAGUGGCAUUCUCUCAGCAAUGGGAAAUCUUCUAUCGCAAGCAUUGGAAGCAAAACGAAAGGCCAAAGAAGGGACCCCAGUGAAGGAGAUUGACAUUUCAGGACCUGCCCGCUUUGCCUUUUAUGGGUUGCUCAUUACUGGGCCUGUAAGCCAUUACUUUUACCAACUUAUGGAGGUGUUGAUGCCUACCACUGUUCCAUACUGCAUGGUGAAACGCUUGCUCUUGGAUCGCCUCGUCUUCGCCCCUGCAUUCCUGCUGCUUUUCUUCUUUGUUAUGAACAUCCUGGAGGGUAAGAGGUGGGCAGACUUCCAGAGCAAAGUGAAUAGUAGUUAUUGGCCUGCCUUGAAGAUGAACUGGAAAGUGUGGACCCCCUUCCAGUUCAUCAACAUCAACUAUGUGCCUGUAGAGUUUCGAGUGCUGUUUGCCAACAUGGUGGCCUUAUUUUGGUAUGCUUACCUUGCGUCUGUGAGGAAGUGAAGACUCCCAAGAUCUUCUCCCUGAUUACUGAAGUAAGAAGGCACAGGGUGUGCCUCUGAAGCUGCAGAACAUUACAAGGACAGGCCUGUGAAUACCAGUGCAGCAAGAUGGUACAACCAGGCAAAUUGACUGGGGUGAUGUGAAGGACUUCACUCGCAUACUACAAAAGUACUACACUAACGAAAUCAUAACACAUCUAAUGGGUUGUUCACAUGCAGAAUAACCGGUAACUGAAAUGUUGAAUGUUAAUUCUUACUACUGAAAUUUCCAAUCUUAAAUUAAUUGUGCCAAGGUGUAUUUUGGUUUUAACAAUGAUAAAUACAUGUUACCUAUUCUUGAUAGAUACAAAUGUAUAUAAUAAUUUAAGAUGAAGCAAAUGUGCUAUAGGAAGUUAAUAUCAGUAACAAUUUCAACCUUGAAUGCAAUUAAUUUAACACCAUAUGAAUAUGCAAUGUUAAGAUUUAUCAGACCAUUGUGUAUAUUGCUGACAAGGCUGGCCUGUAGUUUCCUCAUGUGGACUGCCUUCAGUUUAGUUUGAGUCUCAACUCAACUGUAAAUGUUACUGCUCUUUCUGUCUCUAUCAAGUCAAAUAAGGGAGCAACAGCACAUCGGACUGAAACUGCCAAAGUAUUUUACAUCCUGAUGCAUUUGAUUUAACUGUAUUUUAUAAAUGAAAGCAAAAACCAGUCCA